This is a messenger RNA of Vespa velutina, 5693 nucleotides long. RefSeq lists its product as uncharacterized. Bases 562 to 3255 code for a protein of 897 amino acids. The transcript has 4 exons. The record is from RefSeq and is a predicted model, not a curated record. Lineage: Eukaryota; Metazoa; Arthropoda; Insecta; Hymenoptera; Vespidae.
CAAGGCACAGUUUCUAGGUGGGGAGGAGACACCGAUCGUGCAUGCCACCGACCACAGUUUCAAAGCAACCUCCGUCAUGAUCGCGUCAGCUGGCCUUUAGUUAGCCUGCCUCUUCGCCAACGAACCGGCCGCGUGCGUGCCUACUAAAGCGCCCGUUCAAAUCCGCCACGGAUCUCGUGCUUCUUCUAUUUCAUCAUAUUGGUGUUAGAGAGUAUUAUCCUUGAGGUAAAAGGAUCAUUAGACCGAAAGGAAAUUAUCGAUCAAUGGGGAUACUUGGUACUCGCUCGAAUUGAUCGAUCGAAUCAAUCGAUCCAAAUGCGAUCGAUCGAAUAUCGUCGAUCAGUUCUACAAUAUCCAUCCGUUGUCCUUCGUAAUUUCUAAGAGCUAUGAUAGGAUCGACGGAACUCCGAGCGCGUCCGAUCAAGGACGAUCGGCGAGCACGUUCAAUGAACUGACGAGUAUCCUCGAUCCUUCUCGUUGUUGUUCUUUGAGGAGGUAGCAAAAAGAAAAGAAGAUAGAAGAACGUCGUCGUUGUGGGAAGAUAGGGAGAAAGAAAAAAAGAUGAGUGUAAAGAGGAGUGUGUUCGGUGCCCUGGACGGCGGGUCAAAGUGUGAUCACGGUGCAAUAAUAUCUAUGGUGGUUCUACUGUGCUACGUUGCUUUGUGUUUAGCUGAAAGUGCGCCAGGGAUAUGCGCCAUGGACGGCUGCAAUUGCACCGUCAAGGCACACCGUUGGAUUAACGUCAAAUGCGUGUUCACUAACGAUCAGGUCGUGGAACUUUUAGAAGGAACGAUUCCAUCGGAGGCGAUGGAAGUCGAGGUUUCUCAUUGCAGAGAAUUGAGAAUCCAAAGCGGUGCAUUCGCUGGCGGUGCACCGCUGAAAAGGGUCCACGUAUCCGGUAUCUACAGCGUUAUAGCGAAGAGGCAGGCCUUUGAAAAUUUGAGAGCACCGAACACACACCUCGAGGUCUCCGAGUGCAACAGCGUAAUAAUCGAGAGUCACGCCUUUAGGAAUUCGCGUGGUACUUUGAGUGUUUCGAUAUCUAGAUGUAAACACGUCGCGAUAAAGCCGAACGCCUUUUUCUGGUUAUUGUGGAUAACAGUGAAGGAGGUGCCGACAUUAGAGCUCUCUAGCAAUGCUUUUAAAUUCGAGUCUUCUCAAUAUGGCCGGCAUGGACAAGCGACCAAGAUUAUGUUCCAAAGCGUAAGAAUCACAGAAUUGCCCACUGCCGUUUUUCCAUCAUCGGUUGCAGAAGUACGAAUGGACGAUAUAUGGACGAAGGUCAUACGGAAGGAGGCCUUUUGCGCAAUGUCGAUUUUCAAUGUGAUCAUCAGUAACGCCUCAAUAUCGGAAAUAGAAUCUGGAGCGUUCAGUGAUAAGAUUCUUAUCGAGAGUCUCGAAUUCGUUGACGUUAGACUGAAAUAUAUCGAGAGCGGUGCUUUUCGGGCUGGACAUAAUAACGUUACGAUUCAGUAUUCCAGAUUAUCCAACGUGAGAUCCGGUGCCAUCGAGAUAUCAGCGGCAACUGUGACAUUCAGCAAUAACGAGUUCCAAAGUCUUCACAAUCGAUCGAUCGUUUUACAUCAAUGGAAUCACAUAGCGAUCGAGCACAAUCUCUUCGUCGAUCUCGAGUCGGAUGCGAUCAUCGCAGAAAUGGAUGCAAAGCCGACAAAAUCGGCGCCAAAAUUUGAAUUCUCAUUUACAGGAAAUCACAUUCAACAAGCACAGCCGAAUUCGUUAAAGUUCAUCGCGAUUUCACAGCAAGUGAAUACAGCACGUGUUGGGAAUAAUUAUUUCAAAGAAAAGUGCAAUUGCAAAUUAGAGGAUUGGGUGCGCGAAAUAACCGGAAAAAAUAGUUCGAUAUCGUGGAUGAUGGACUCGAGCUAUUGCAUGGUAGAUAAAUUUCUCGAAAAAUGUUUCAAUUUGCCCGAAGGUUAUUUGGAUAUGAGAAAUUUCACGAGAUUGAUUUGUGAGAAGGGGGAUGGUCACGUGUAUUGUGAAAAGCCAUUAUCUAAGCCCGAACCGAGCGUGAGUCCACCUAGCGUUGGGCCUCACGUGUAUCCAAGACACAAAGGUUAUUUUGACGUAGAAAUGAGCGAUCCGGAACAGCUCGAACGCGAGAAAAGGAUCAUCGUUGUGAUUUGCGUCGUCGCAGUUUUUACCGUUCUCGUUGUUAUCUUAACCUCAGGAAUAUUAUACAUGCGAAGACGCGGUGUCUGUCCAAAGUUAACAUCGGGUCCUUUGAUGAAUCUCACCAGUUGGUUUUCGCCCAACAGUGGCAUGACCGCUGCCACAUCGGCAAGAUCAAUAUCGAGACUUAGUGUUCACGAGUACGCUGGUCUCCAACCAGAGACAAGAAUACUAGAGGUGGAAACUCAACCGGACGUCGUCGAGGAGGAAGAGGACGAAACUGUUGGACUUUAUCAGUACACUGAGGAUAAGGCUACGCAAACAUUGCCGGAGGAACUAACGGAGGAGUACCUGAGGGAUCUCAGAGAUAGAUUAAAUGAUCCCGAUAACUAUAGUCAAGCUAGAGAUAUGAUCGAACACCUUUAUGAUCUGAUCAAGGUGGAGGAGAGUUGCAACAAUAACAACGACAGACAAACCGGUGGUGCUCCCGGAGAGGAGAACGCUUACGACGUGAUCCGUCCAAAAACAAAGAAACAUCGGGGAACGGCAAAGCCUUCGAUCAGUGUCGGUACAAGAGUACCAUCCCUCGAGAAACUCUUACCAGCUGGUUUAAAAACGAGACCACCCAUAACGGAGUACACGGAACCUCGUGACCAAAGGACAAGCGAUCAGAAUCAUCUCUACGCCGAGUUACCUGGUGACGAGACAGUUCCAAGUACAAGUCGUCUCUCUCAACCGGUUUUAACGAGUUUAGCAGGGAGAGCACCUCAACCUUUACCACCGGACGUCGUCAACGAUCAUCUCGUUAAUGGUUGCUCCGCGAAUAGAGAACAGAGAGAACUCGACGUUCCAGAAAGUCCAAAGUUGGAAUCCGUCAGAAAUCAAGGGAGGCCGAUGAGUUUCUUGAAAGCACUCGGCGAGAGUAUUCUCGGUGCAACGAAGAUCAAUAAUAAUAACAAGAGGCCGAAUUCCUUGUUGUGCGAGUACGCCGAACCGUCCGACGCAACCGCUCAUCUCUAUUCCGAAUUGCCGGAACCUCAAACCUCGACGCCGGCCGCGAAAAUGGCCAACAGACCACUGCCUACAAAGCCCGAUCAAGAAUCGAGUAAUACGGCUAAGGCGUAACCAACCUUAUCGCCGAUUAUCUGUGAUAUAAAUAUUAUGUGUAUGUAUCGUGUCUGAGAGCGAAGACUAUGUUCCCCGUAACAUAUUUCCCGUCUUCUCGUCUCCUACGCUCAAUUUUUGUCCAUUAAUACCGAACGUAAAUCGAUCGGUAUAAAAAGGGAGCGUUCACAAAGCGAGAAGUUAUAUUAGUUGCGCGUUGUAAAAAAAAAAAAAAAAAGAAAAAAAAAAAAAAAAAAAAAAAUAAAAUCAAAGAGAAAAAAAAGAAAAGAAAAGCGAGGAAAAAACAUAUCGAGAAAUAGUGUAAUUGGAUUUCAUAUAUGUUCUUUCCAUCGUAAAACUUGUUUCUAUCAUUCACGAUCGUCACGCUUGGUCGCGUAUGAUUGGAAUUUUUUUUUUUUUUUUUGUCGGUGUUUCAUCUUUCCGGUUUUAUUUUACUUUUUUUUUUGUUUCCAUUCCUUUUUUUUUUUUUUUUAAUUCUUCUCCCUUUUUUCUUUUUUUCUUUCUUUCUUUCUUUUUUUUUUUUCUUUUCUUUUUUCUUCAAUUUCUUUUUCCUUACGUCUCUAUCAUCGAACUAUAGACAUUUUAUAACGUGGCGCGAACGUUCGUUCGCGCGUAUGAGAAAAAGACGAAAGAUUGGCCGUAUCUAUUUAAAGCGAGUAUUUCCGAGAUACAAAUGUACCAUAGAUUUACGUGUAUAGUAAAAAUAUGCUGCGACAGGUAUUAAUAAAAGAAUAUUUUACAAGGACCAAACGUCACUGUUGAUUAUUAUUCCGAUCCAUUCCUAAAGAUAAAUUAUAUACACGAGCUAUCAUUUUCUUGGAACACGAAAGGAAACUUUUUUUUUCGUACGUUAUCGAUUGACUAGGUCGAAAGUCUUGUCAUCUAUUAUAUUAAGUAUUCUAUCCUUUAGCUAGCCCGUGUUCUUAUCGUACUUCUAUCUAUCCCAAGAACGUCGCAAACUCCUGCAUCUAUUUCUAUCGUGUAGCUAGUACUAUCGUCUAAGAACUAGUCCCCUCUUAUCUCGAAGAAUUUUACGAUCCUUAGACUCUCGAUCUUCUUUCUUUCGUAGUUAAGCCCUCGUUAGAAGUCUUUCUCCGUCGAGUGGAGUUCAGAGGUCGUUGCUGGAUUUUUUCGUCUCUCUCUCUUUUUUAUUCUCUCAUUUUCUUCCUCUCUCUCUCUCUCUCUCUCUUUUUUAUUCUCUCAUUUUCUUUCUUUCUUUUUCUCUCUCUAUCUCUUUCUCUUCCGUUCGCAGUGGUGCUCCGAAACACUUCGAGAUCCACUUGUAAGUAAAAAGCAAACAGGAGUUUCGUCGGAGUAGGAAAAGUCAGAGAGAAGAUAUUCUUAAUCUUUCUCGCUCUCUCUCUCUCUCUUCUUCUUCUUCUCUUCUUUCUGGGCGUAGUCGGUGUAUAUCCACGGCGAGACCAAACUAUUCAGCAUGGAAUGCGAGAGGAGCAAAUAGAGGAGGAAACCGACUAGCCGUGCCCUCAGCAUCGUGGCCCGAACCACAGCCUGUGUCGCAGCUGUUGACGUUCAAAUGGUUGCUAUCUUCUCUUCCCAAUUCAUUUUAAAAGACUCGAAACUUUGUUUCUCGUUAAAUGUACGAAAAAGAAAAAAAUUUAUAUAGAGAAAGCAUUUAAUAAUUGCUAAAAUAAAAUGGUGAAAUAAAAAUGAUUAAUUUCAUUGUUCGUAGAUCGAUCGAGAAAAGAUUUAAGAUAUCAAAUGAAAACGGUACGAUUCCGAGUUAAGCUCGCCCAAAAAUAUUUUACGGUCUUUAUCUCGCAUUGCAAUGCCGUCGACAAGCCGAAGAACGAUAGCUCGAGUUAUCCGAAGUAGUUGCUCCUAUCGUGCGCCGAUUCGUCGGAUUGUUUAUGGUGGUCCAUUACUCAGAUAAGAGUGUCAUUUCUCUCGAGACCGGCUGCUCGUCGUGAAAAGUCGCGGGAGAUGGGAGGGCUAACGAGUUCUCGACGAGAAGCAAUUUGUUGCUUCCUUUCCACCUUCGAUCUUCGUUUCUUACUAAGAGGAUUUUCGAAGGUAAACGCUCGGUUAUAAACGACUAUUUUAUAAGUCGUUUUAAAAACAAAAGGAAACGGACUUUUGUAAUGAAAUCAGUUGUAAGCCGACAAAUCGAUUUUCAAAUAACGAUAAAAAAAAAUUAACGGGAUUAAAAAUAGACCGUAUAAUUCUUAUUAAAAAAUAUAAUACAGAUUGUACACCUGCAAAUGGCAUUUCAUAAUAAUAAUUAUCGAGCGUAUAUACAUCGUAGAUAUUCUUAUCUCGAUUGUUUACCUCUUUUAAAUGAUCUUCGAUUAAAACGAUGAUCUAUCCUGAUUAUUAAAAAAGACAAUGUUUAUUUAAUGAAAAAAAAUCUUAGACAAUAAUAAUGGCAAAUAUAUUGUUAAUGAAAUAAAUUCAUUCGAAAAUUGUAUCAAUAUUAAUCC